AGCAGGUAACGCGAGAGAGAGAGAGAGAGAAACAGAGGAGUUGAGGGGGGGAAAGAAUCUCCCCUCCCCCGAGCGGCCGUAAAGGAAGCCGCGGCAUCGGCGGCUCGAGGACGAGCGACAAUAACCACGGCAGCAACAGCGGCGGUGGCUCCUUCGUACUCUCGCGAGACUUGGUGGCUCACCUUCUCCCCUCACUUUUCCUACCUUUCCCUACUCUGCCCCUCCCCCCCAGCCGAGAAGCGGCGCCCCUUCGCUGUGGGGAGGAGGAAGAGGAGAGGGAUGGGGAGCCGGGCCUAGGGAGAGGGGCCUUGCUUGAUUCUGAAGAGGGUGCGAGGACUCCCCGUGUAGAAGCACGUCGGCCCAGGCCGAGCGGCCCCUGCGGGGCUGCCCAAGGAACCAGGCCGUAAGGAGGGAACGGUGUGUAAGAGUCGCCUCUCCUUCCUCAGGAACCGAAGGAGGGUUGGGACUGACGAGUAAAUGCAGCCCUCGCUCUUCUUUCUCUAGAGUGAGUAGGGACGGGGUCCCCUUGCCCCUGGGGGCCUAGAAAGAAGAAGGGGCUGGUGCUUGGACAAUCCUUCUUAAGAGGCUUGGGGGCGAGUGGGGUCUCAGAAACUCUCCCGGGAGGGUUCUGAAGCAAGGGGGGGGAGGUAGGACGACCCUAGACCUCCCCCCACACAGGGGUGUUUAUGUUCUGAAGUUAGAGACCUAGGACUAAGGAAAGGGUGGGUGCGUAAUCAGGGUCUUAACUGUCCAUCCUUUCCAUCCUAACCUGGAUGCUUGGGAGUAGGUGAUCUGGCCAGAAUUACCUGUCCUCUGUUCAAAGGAUUUAGGAGAGCUCUGUUCAGAAAUCUCUCUGUGAAACAGCUGAUCCUAAGGGCCAAACGUUUUAAUUCUGAUCUUAUAGCCCUCUAUGCAAACCUAAUCCUUUGUUUAUUGGCCACAUUUUGCCCACAUGUAGAAGUGGAAAAGGUGGGUUGGAUGUAGGAGAAAGGUUAGAAAAAGGGAGAGCAACCCCUUGGUGGUGGAAGGGAGUGACAAGUGUUAGCGAUUUAGGGGGGUUGGAGGCUUGCCCCCCUCUUUUCAAGCACAGUGGAGAAGGAAUGCCAAACCCAGAGAAACAUGGGGGCAAGAAAGAUGCGGGAGGAGGUGGGUCCUUGCAUCAGGAGGCAGUGUCGAGUAGUGGGAGCUCAAACAGCAAAGACAGGCACCGGCUUGCCAAGCACAAAAGACACAAGUCCAGGCAUUCCAAAGACUCACCUUUGGGUUCCCAAGAAGCAGCCGCAUCACUGGGCAGCAUGAUCAAGCCACUCGUGGAGUAUGAUGACAUCAGCUCUGAUUCCGACACCUUUUCAGAUGAAGCAGUACUCAAGCUGGAACGCCGGGAGAAUGAUGAGAAGAAAGGGGUAUCGGAGAGGAGUGACCGGUUCCACAGGCAUCGCCAUCACCAGCACAGGCGUGUUCGUGAGCUGAUGAAAAGCAAGCAAGUGGAGAAGGAAAAGAGGAUGGAGAGGAACCAAGAAUCCUCGGGCAAGCUGAGUUCUGCUAAAGACAGGAUGUCCGGAAUUUCCAAAAGACUCCAUGAGGAGAAUGACUCCUCAAAGUUAUCCAAGAGCAGUAGCAAGGAGUCCCGCUCAGCGAAAUUGCAUAAGGAGAAGUCUAGGAAAGAGCGGGAGGCAAAAUCUGGACACAAAGAACGCAGCAAAAGCCACCGGAAAAGGGACGCUCCUAAGAGCUACAAAUCAGUUGGUAGCCCAAAACGGAAAUCUAGGAGUCCCCACCGCAAAUGGUCAGACAGCCCAAAGCAGGAUGACAGCCCUUCAGGGGCAUCAUACACCCAAGACUAUGACCUAAGCCCUCCUCGUUCGCACACAUCUAGUAACUACGAUUCCUACAAGAAGAGUCCCAGUGGGUCCUCGCGGAGGCCAUCAGCUAGCCCACCAUACAAGGAGCCUGCUGCAUAUCAGUCCAGUGUGCGCUCUCCUAGUCCUUAUGGGAGGCGGCAGCGAUCUGUCAGCCCAUACAGUCGGAGACGCUCAUCCAGCUAUGAGAGAGGAAGUGGAUCAUAUAGUGGACGGUCCCCCAGUCCAUUCAAUCGAAGGCGCUCCAGCAGUCCUUUUAUCUCCAAGCGGUCACUGAGCCGGAGUCCUGUGUCCAGGAAACCUGUGAAAUCCCGAAGUAGAAGUCCUGCUUAUUCAAGGCAUUCAUCAUCUCAUAGCAAGAAGCAGAGAUCUGGGUCCCGCAGUCGCCAUUCCAGUAUCUCACCUGCUCGGCUACCGUUGAACUCCAGUCUGGGUGCUGAGCUGAGCAGGAAAAAGAAGGAGAGAGCUGCAGCAGCAGCUGCCGCCGCAAAAGUUGAUGGGAAGGAGACCAAGGACUCUCCUAGUUUUUUGUCUAGGAAAGAGAACAGCUUGGCUGAAGUUAAAGAGCUGGCUGCAGAGGCCAAGAAGGCAAAAACAGUAAAGUCUGAAAAGUGUCCUUCUGAUGUGGAGCCAGCAAAUGUGCUUCAGCACAAUGCAGAGUCAAAAACUGCUGCUGAUCCCAUAAAAGCAAAGGCAGUAGAGAACUCUGAGAGGAAACUGCCUGCUCCACUGAAAGACUUGAAAGCAAUGGGAACAAAAGAUGUGAAGCCUAUUAUUGCCAAGGAGGAAACUGUGACUCCCAAGGAAACAGAGACUGCUGAAAAGGAGGCCCCACCUCCUUUGCCUUCUGCAAAAUCACUACCUCCCCUGCCUGCAUCAUCACCCCCUCCUCAGGCUCCGCCCCCCUUGCCUCCUCUGCCUCCAUCGCUGGUGGUUCCCCCUCUGCCUCCUGCCCAGGCAUCCACUGUUCACACCCCUGCUUCAGUCCCUUCAUCUGUGCUUGCCUCUGCCCACUCCAAGACAUCUCUGUCUACUCAGGCCAACUCUCAGCCUAAUGCGCAGUCCUCGUUAAAAGUGCAUGUCUCAGUGACUACAGCUGUCCCUCAUCUGAAGACAUCAACAUUGCCUCCACUUCCUUUCCCGCCUGUCCUGCCGGGGGAAGAUGACAUGGAUAGUCCAAAGGAGAUUGUUCCUCCGAAACCUGUGAAGAAGGAGAAAGAGCAAAGACCACGACACUUGCUCAUGGACCUCCCACUCCCCCCAGAGCUUCCUGGUGGAGACCCUUCACCUCCUGAGUCUCCAGAACCAAAGGCAGCCACACCACCUCAGCCACCACUGAGAAAGAGACCAAAAAUCUGUUGUCCUCGUUAUGGUGAGAGGAGACAAACAGAAAGUGACUGGGGAAAGCGUUGUGUGGACAAAUUUGACAUCAUUGGUAUUAUUGGCGAGGGGACGUAUGGGCAAGUGUACAAAGCCAAGGACAAGGACACAGGUGAGUUGGUUGCUUUGAAGAAAGUGCGGCUAGAUAAUGAAAAGGAGGGCUUCCCUAUCACAGCAAUUCGUGAAAUCAAGAUACUCCGGCAGUUGAUCCACCGCAGUGUUGUCAACAUGAAAGAAAUAGUCACGGAUAAACAAGAUGCACUGGAUUUCAAGAAGGACAAAGGUGCCUUUUACCUUGUGUUUGAAUAUAUGGACCACGACCUCAUGGGAUUGCUAGAAUCUGGAUUAGUGCAUUUCUCUGAGGACCACAUCAAGUCUUUCAUGAAGCAGUUGAUGGAGGGGCUGGACUACUGUCACAAAAAGAACUUUCUGCACCGAGACAUCAAGUGCUCCAACAUCUUAUUAAACAACAGUGGGCAGAUCAAAUUGGCAGACUUUGGACUUGCCCGGCUCUACAGUUCAGAAGAAAGCCGUCCAUACACGAAUAAAGUCAUUACAUUAUGGUAUCGACCACCUGAGUUGCUGCUAGGUGAAGAACGUUACACACCAGCUAUAGAUGUCUGGAGUUGUGGGUGCAUCCUUGGGGAACUAUUUACAAAGAAGCCUAUUUUUCAAGCCAAUCUUGAGUUGUCCCAGCUUGAAUUAAUCAGCCGACUCUGUGGGAGUCCCUGCCCAGCAGUAUGGCCAGAUGUCAUCAAACUACCUUACUUCAACACCAUGAAACCGAAGAAGCAAUACCGUAGGCGUCUGCGGGAAGAGUUUUCCUUCAUUCCUUCUGCUGCCCUUGACCUGUUGGACCAUAUGCUGACGCUGGACCCCAAUAAACGAUGCACAGCAGAGCAGGCCUUGCUGAGUGAUUUUCUGAAAGAUGUUGAUGUUAGCAAGAUGGAUCCUCCAGACCUCCCUCACUGGCAAGAUUGCCAUGAGCUAUGGAGCAAGAAACGUCGACGGCAAAGGCAGAGUGGUAUCAUAUUAGAAGAGCCUCCUUUAGCAAAAGUUUCUCGGAAGGAGACAGUCUCCACAAUAAGUGCAGACACCAUCAAGAAUCACAGCAGUCCAGCACACCCACCACCUGCCCAGAUCAAAACACACCCAAGUACCGGAGACUCACUUGCUGGGCUCGGUGACAUCACGCAACAGUUGAACCAGAGCGAGCUGGCUGUCUUGCUGAACUUGUUGCAGAGCCAGACGGACCUCAGCGUCCCACAGAUGGCCCAGUUGCUCAACAUCCACUCAAACCCAGAAAUGCAGCAACAGCUGGAGGCCCUCAACCAGUCCAUCAAUGCUCUGAAUGAAGUCACCACGACCACACAGCAAGAUUCUCAGAAAGCCACUGAAGAGGAAGCAGCUGUCGAGGAGCCACCGCUGCCACCAGCCCAGCCGCCUGAGGAGCAAGGCACCCCAGAAGCAGCUGGCUCUCAGGGAGACAUGCAGAAUGUUCUGGCAGUGCUGCUGAGCCAACUCAUUAAGAACCAGGAGUCUGCAGCCAGCGGAGAGGAGAGCAAUAGCGAGAAGAGCAGCGAGUUGCGGGGGCCACAGAAAACCCCCACUAUGCCUCAGGAGGAAACUGCAGCCUGUCCUCACAUUCUCCCACCAGAGAAGAGACCCCCUGAACCUCCUGGACCACCACCGCCACCAAAUCUGGCCGAGGAAAACAUCUCCAACGCAGCUCAGGAGUUGAACCCAGCUGUUACAGCUGCCCUCCUCCACCUUUUAUCCCAGCAAGAGGCAGGGCCGCUGAGCCACCCAAAGCAUGAACCCCAACCGGCGAGGCCCUCCUCGGAUUACGCCAGGUCACAACCCUCAGCCAGGACUUAUGGCACCGAUGGGCCAGAGGGCAGCGGCUUUGAUGUUGACGAACGGAAUUCCAACCAGACUUUAACAGAGACAUCACCCCAGACUUUGGGGAAAAGUAGGACCUUUCUGGGCUCCACAAGUCACCUUGGGGAGACAAGCAGCUACCAGGGUGCAGGAUCUGUUCAGUUCCCAGGGGACCAGGACCUCCGUUUUACUCGAGUCCCUUUAGGGGUACACUCUGCUGUCGGGCAGUCCUUCGUCAAAACUGAGGGAAGCAACAACACACUGGCGCACCUAGAGGCCAAAAUUCACAACUACAGCGAGGUGGGAGUGACAAACACUAGUUCUAGUGAUGCAGGAACAAGUCACACCUGGGGGAAUCCAACCCUGGCCUCUGCUUAUGGAAAAGCCUUUCGCGGGUCAAGUAGAGUGCCCCCGAGAGGGGGACGAGGAAGAGGGGUACCAUAUUAAAUGACUGCAGGGGGUGGCGUCUUUGGAGAGGGGUGGCAUUGGAUUGCUGUCUUGACUCUUGAAAGCAUCCAGUUUGCUAGGGCAAACCACACCUCCUGUCUGUGGCCUCCACACAGAAAAAUGGUUUAUUGUUGGUAUUUCUUUUUCUUUUUGUUCACUAGGCUGCUGUCAGCCUGUUCUCCCCCUUCCCCCAUCCUGCCCUUGCCCUCAGAGACUUUAAAAUGAAUUUCUUUGUCCUGAGUUGGAAUCUGUCCAUUCUUAAAAGACCUAAUUUGAGUUUGAUGUGGUGAGUUUUCCCACUCAGAGAUGGGGAAAGGAGACCUUAAAAUUAGUUAUAAUUAAAUUGGGAAAUAUGAACUGAAUGUGUUUUCUAGCCUGGAGCCAGAAUAUCUGGAUGAAAUAAAUUGGCACCCUGGUCUAUAAAUGCAGCAGAAUAAGGUGGCAGAAUGAGUGACUGGCUGCACUUCUUUGCCUCCUCCAUUAAAAAAAAACAACUCCCUGCACAUCUGGGGGAGAGGUGUUUACUUGAUCCCCUUCUUGUGUUAGCUUACUGCCAGGAAGGAGGGUUUUGAUGUGGAGUGGGGAGAGCCUUGCAAAAAGAUGUGAUUUCUUCAACUGCUUACACCCUAUUUUGCCACCUCAUUCCAUUUCAUGUGUAGAUCCAGGCUCAGUAUUGCAGAGGCGAUGUGUGUUUUUGUUUUUCCCCCUUGCCUCCUUGAAUUUCAAGGUUUGUCAGAUGGUGCCUAUAUGCCUUUUAUACUGAAUUAAGAGAAUUUGAUUCGUGUUGCAUAAGAUUUGGGACACACAUGCCCCCUUAAGCUGCAUUUUCUUCAUCUGGAAAGACAGGGUGCUACAUUAUUUCAGGGUGAACUGCCCCCUGUUUUACUGUGAAAGGCCCUGUGUUGUCAUCUUCACCUUCCAAACUUUAGUUAAACUGACUUUCUGUAGCAUCUGGAAGUCUGCUGACUUUUGGAUGGGUUUAGGUUUUUUUUCCUCUUUAAGAAUGGCAAGUGUCUUUGUUGGAAGUUCUUCAGGCCAAAGUAAAUGGCUAAAAUAAAAAAAAACCAAAAACUUUGUAAUCUUUAAAUUCUUGGGGGUGGAAGGAGUUUCAAAACUGAAGCCAGAGGGAACCUCAAUAAAUGGGGUUAAUGUUUUAAGUUUAUUCCAGCUUCUCAGAGACUGGUCUCUCAAGUGAUUUUGCUGUUAGCAAUGUUAAGAAAGCCUUUGCAAGUUUUCUUAGUGAAAAUAUCUUACUUUUGUUUUAAAAAAUGAUUUAGGUGUGUGUAAGAGCAAGGGCAUGCACACUUGUUGAGGGUUACAGUCUUGAACCGUAAAACACAAUGCAGAAACUUGGGUGAUUAUAAUUCUUGGCUGGAAAAAUUUAUUUUCUCCCUUCUCUCCCCCCCCCCCCUUUUUUAAACUGGCAGUGUUCAAAGGGAGAAAUGUGUCUGGAAUUGGAGGUUGGGAGAGAGUGUGUUCUGGCUCUGACUUGCUCAACAAAAAAAAUGACUUAUUUUCUUUUUAUUAUACAAAAGGAAACAGCUGCCCAACUGGGUAGUUAAUUGCUGCUGAGGGUGGGAAACAUAAUAUGCCUUAUAAGUACGACCGGACAAGAGACACAGAGACUUGUAGGGGGGAGGGGAGGUGUUGAAAUAACUUUUAGGAAGGGUUGUGUGGAGGAGGGCAAUAUUAACUGUAAUAUAUUAUUCCCCCUUCUACAAACUAAAAAAAACCUUAUUGAUGCUACAAAGUGUAGUAAGUUUGCAAAUUCCAAGUGUAAAUUGUAUGUGUAUUUUUUUUAUUCAGUUGCCAGUUCCUGCCUAAGAUGCAAAACAGAAAGUACUGUACGUGCUGAGUAUGGUAAAUAAAAAGGAGAGGCUUCUCCCAGGCAUUUAUUUAAACACUUCUUUUCCCCUUCUUUUUCAGUAAGCAGUUUGCUAAUGUCCUUGAUAUUUUUACAGUCCUGGAGUUCUCCUCAGACAUGUCUGCUCUCUUCUGUCCUCUACUCAAAGAAACUGAUGGGCUGUUCAGCCAUGUCAAUUUUCUGCAGUCCUGUCAUAAGCCUAUAAACCAGUUCACCUAAAUGAGACUACCUACCCCCUCUUUUGCAGGGUCUCAAAGAUGCUGACUAAAAUCUCACUUGCAUUAAUCCCUGCAGAAUGCUUCCUCCAAGGCAGGAGUUUGCUUCAGAGGUUGCAUUCAGUAGGGAGGAGGAUGUCUGUUACUCUUACCUCUGUUACAGUUAUCCUAACCCUGCAUCCCUCCAUGCCCAUUCCAGUUCAGUGUAUAAGGCUUGUGGCAAUCUUAAUGUGUUUGCAUGAUCCAACCAAUUUAGCAUUUAGCCCAGCAAGGGUAUCUUCUUGAAUCUUAACAGGAUCAACAAAGGGUUCAAGGUAGGUUGUGAAUACCAGUUCCCUUCUCUCAUAUACCAGCCAUAUCAGUUUUCAUAUGUGGUUGCCUUUUUUGAUGUAUCUAAGCCACUGCUUCUUAAUUAAAUUAUUGUGUGGAAUAGCCUCUGUCCUGUGGCCUUGUUACAUGAGGGCCACCACAUGCCCUAUGUAACUACUUGCUGUUUACUGGGUUGAGAGACCCCCAGUGUCAACAAUUGUGUAUGCAACUGUAGGGUGUUGUGCAUUGAAAGGAGGCAGGGUUUAAGUGGUGGUAGUUAAUAAGAGAAAACAGAGGUAAUAGAAGGCACUGAAAGAGUAGGAGGGAAGGUUCUGAAAGAACCACAUGAAUUGAACUGCAUUUUUUAUUUUUUAAGAAUUUUGACCCAUAAGACAGGAAAUAACUGAAUACACUGCUGCACUGACGUAAAUGUAAAAAUUGAUGGAAAAUGGCAAAUGCAUUGAGCAGCAAAAAGGUCAGGAUAUCGUACAUGUAUUUCCAUUGUUUCUCAUGGGAAAACACAAUGGAGUGUCAGGUGCCACUGGUAUAACUUUGGUAUCACUGCACAUGUAGGAUAUUUUUCUGUGCAGGUGGUUGAUUCCAUGCAUCCGCAUUUGUGAACCAGCCCCUAGUGGUGAUAACAUCAAGUUUACAACUAAUUAGUUCAAUAUUCUGUUGUCGAUAAUCGCCAGCUAGAUUUCUCCAUGCCCUUCAUAAGCAUAACGGGAUAUGACUAGCUGUCGUCUGAUGAUUUUCUUUCAUCAGAACUGUCCAUACUGCCUCUGUACAUGGAGGUUCUAUUAUUCACUUCAUGAUACACAUCCAUUAACAUCUCCACUCCCAUGAACUUGUCCAAUUGUUUUUCACAUACAACCUGACUAAACAAGUGGCCAGCACUGCACCUUGUAAGUUAAGUUAAUGAUGAGUUGUAUGGGCUACUUCCUUUAAUCUAUUGUGAAGCUCCUUUUCAGUUGCUACUAGUGGCUAAGUAAGAGUUCUCUAUGUUCAGUUCCAUUUGUGACUCACAGUAUCAUUUUGCAUGUUUUUCUUCAAGUUUUUCCCAUGCAUUUUUGAAAACACGGAAAAACUUGGGGGUGGGGGGGAAGCCCCAACUAGCAAAUGAUACUGUGCAUAAGAGAAGAAAAAAACAAUGCUGUUAAGAAGCAUACUUGUACUAUAAAGCCCCAGGUUACCUUUUCCUGUAGCUUUGCUCAAUUCUGUAGGGAUUUUUAAAGAAGUGGUGUGACCAAAACUGCAUAUUUUAAUCAUGGGUGUGUUGUGCAGUGGCUUAAUCGAUAGAGUUUGAAUACAGGAGGCUCA
Molecule: messenger RNA, 9275 nt
Organism: Eublepharis macularius
Lineage: Eukaryota; Metazoa; Chordata; Lepidosauria; Squamata; Eublepharidae
Gene: CDK12
Product: cyclin dependent kinase 12
Exons: 14
Coding region: 1101-5567 (1488 amino acids)
Biological process (GO): protein phosphorylation; transcription elongation by RNA polymerase II; positive regulation of transcription elongation by RNA polymerase II
Cellular component (GO): cyclin/CDK positive transcription elongation factor complex; nucleus
Molecular function (GO): RNA polymerase II CTD heptapeptide repeat kinase activity; ATP binding; cyclin-dependent protein serine/threonine kinase activity
Source: RefSeq, a predicted model, not a curated record